AUUUUUCUUGUGCCAUUGCCGAGUGUAUUAUAAGUAGGCAAUAGGUGUAGCGCGAACGUUAUCUUUUUUUAUUUUGUAUUUUCGUUCACCUUAACGCCCAACGCUGCCCAAAUCGAUUUCCGAUUUUCGUCUUUCACUCCGACGGCGAUCCGGCGUCAACCGAACAUGAGCUGUCUGAUCACCACGAUCGCCCUGGCCACCGCCGUUUUGGCGUCCGCAAGUGCCCAAAGCCACCAACUCUAUGUCCUCAACAGCCCAUCGAAUGUCAAGAUCGGUCAGUCGUCAGUGCCAUUGCGUGCCACCGAGUUGGCCGACGUUGUAUCGUCGACAUUCGGUUUCUCCGUUCCACAUGGAGAAAAAACUUGGAGCAAUAUAAUGAUGGCAGACCCAUUUUCAUUACCUGAAGCUGUAGUUGUCCUUGAAAUACCCGGAUCAAAGAAUCCCGGUUUUGACCUAAAUAAAGUUGACCAUCGUGAUUUAGUUUUGGAUGAACCUUUAAAUGAAGUGUUUGCUACUGUGGAACAUAGAAUGAAAGAGAGACUUGCCAAUAAGGAAUAUAGCAUUAUGCACGGUUCCUUAACCAAUGUUGAAUUUCUUAAAAAUCAAGUAUUCCAUCCAAAUUUUAAGCUUAAUCCUAGUAUUAAACCUCAACUCAUUGAUUCAUAUGAUGAAAAGUAUGCUGUAUUUUUCAAUGAAGUUUACCAUUUACAUCAAUUGGGGCAAGGUGUCAAAGAGAGUGGGUUAAAAAAUAAUGUACCAGAUUUUCAUUGGUUUCAAUUGCAAGGCAUAAAGGCUUUGACUGCUGUCAAUGGAGAAAAUUCAGAAGAAACUAUUGAUGGUCAAAAGGUUUUAAAUGAAGCUAUAUCUACUUUGGUUCAAUCAUACAAUGAAAUUUACAAUAAUGAGGUGUUAAUUAUUGCUAUUACCAACAAUGCAAAAGAAUCACAUAGAAACAAACGUGAACUUAGUGGAGUAGAAAUGGAUCUCAAUGUUGCUGAACCAAUAUCUAAUGAUUUUCCAGUUAUUUUCAAUCUAAUACUGUGGUUUGUUGUAAUAUUCGUCUUUUCUCUUUUAGCCAUAGCAUUGAGUAUUGCCCAAAUGGAUCCUGGUCGUGAUUCUAUUAUUUACCGAAUGACCAGCAAUAGAAUGAAGAAAGAAAACUAAAUGUUCAUAUUGUUCAUAAAAUGAUUUAUAGGUGAACAAAUCAGAGUAUGCAUGUAAUAAUCAUGAAUCGAUUAAAAAGCAACAACAACAACAACAACAAUAAAACUUAAAUUUGGCUUAGAAUCCAUUCCAUUUUGUAUAUAAGUGUUCACAUACUACACAAUUAUUAUGAUUAUUAUACUAAGUUUUUGUUUUAUUUAA
Aphis gossypii (cotton aphid) is the source of this 1365-nucleotide messenger RNA. It is a transcript of the gene ATP6AP2, whose product is annotated as ATPase H(+)-transporting accessory protein 2. The record is from RefSeq and is a predicted model, not a curated record. Bases 166 to 1164 code for a protein of 332 amino acids. Gene Ontology annotation, biological process: positive regulation of Wnt signaling pathway. The transcript has 8 exons. Lineage: Eukaryota; Metazoa; Arthropoda; Insecta; Hemiptera; Aphididae. Gene Ontology annotation, cellular component: external side of plasma membrane; membrane. Gene Ontology annotation, molecular function: signaling receptor activity.